AGUUAUCUUUUGAAGCGUAAAAAAUAAGCUAUUUAUGAGUGAUUUAUCAUAUAAGAAAGUUUUGUCAAUUCAAUCAAAUGUUUCAUCGGGAUAUUGUGGAAAUCAAUGUGCAACGUUUCCGUUGCAACUUUUAGGAUUUGAAGUGUCAACGAUUCAUACGGUUCAGUUCUCUAAUCAUACGGGUUAUGGACGUUGGCGAGGACAAGUCUUUAAAGGACAACAUAUAAUGGAUCUUUAUGAGGGGUUAAAAGAGAAUGGAUUUACUAAAGAAUAUGAUUUUUUAUUAACAGGGUAUGUACGUGGAAAAGAAGGGAUCGAAACGAUUAUGAAUAUUAUAAAAGAUUUAAAAGGAACGAAUCCGGGGAUUGGGUGGUUAUUAGAUCCAGUUCUUGGGGAUGAACGAGGUUUUUAUGUUAGUCCGGAUGUUAUUCCAACAUAUAAACAACUUAUUCCUAUGAGUGAUUUGAUUACGCCGAAUCAAUUUGAAGCAGAAUUACUUUCUGGGCAAAAAAUUACAUCAAUUGAAAGUCUUACGAGUUGUUUGGAAUGUUUACAUAAAAAUCAUAGUCUUAAACAUGUUGUAAUUACAUCAGUUCAAUUCGAUAAUGACAAAGAAAACUUGUAUAUUAUUGGAUCAUCAUGUAAAUCGGACUAUACACCUCGAGCUGUUAAAAUAAAGGUUCCCUAUUAUAAACAAAUCUUAUCGGGAGUUGGGGAUUUAUUUUCAGCACUUCUUCUUGGUCGAUUUAAUACUAAUAUUAAAUUAUUACCUUCAGAUGAAAUACCAGCGAUUAGUCUUCCUCUUACUAUUGCUCUUGAAAUUGUAGUUUCAUCUGUGCAAUCAGUUAUACGAAAUACACUUAACUCAAUUGAAAAGGCUUCUGUUGAUCAAGAUAAAUUAUCAAAAGCAGAAGUAGCUAAAUUAGCUGAAUUGAAUAUUAUUCAGUCUCAGGAUUGCUUGAAGAAUCCUAAUAUUGAAUUUAAAGCAACUGCUUUAUCAUAGUAUAUUUAUAUAUAUUUAUAUAUGUUUAUAUACAUCGUUAAAAUAU
This is a messenger RNA of Pneumocystis carinii B80, 1049 nucleotides long. Its product is annotated as pyridoxal kinase. Gene Ontology annotation, biological process: pyridoxal 5'-phosphate salvage. NCBI's taxonomy places the organism in Eukaryota, Fungi, Ascomycota, Pneumocystomycetes, Pneumocystales, Pneumocystaceae. The record is from RefSeq and is a predicted model, not a curated record. Gene Ontology annotation, molecular function: pyridoxal kinase activity. The transcript has 4 exons. Gene Ontology annotation, cellular component: cytosol. Bases 35 to 1003 code for a protein of 322 amino acids.